This is a messenger RNA of Manihot esculenta (cassava), 3012 nucleotides long. RefSeq lists its product as uncharacterized. The coding region runs from base 1 to 3012 and encodes 1003 amino acids. The transcript has 7 exons. Lineage: Eukaryota; Viridiplantae; Streptophyta; Magnoliopsida; Malpighiales; Euphorbiaceae. The record is from RefSeq and is a predicted model, not a curated record.
AUGAUAUUACCUUGUUGUGAAACUGAUCCACCAGUAGCUGCCAAGGCUGAGGCUGGUAUUGUUCCUGUCCCAGUUGCAGCAAUUAUGGAAGGCUCUGCUUGCUAUAUAAGCAUUAUUGUGGUAUUAUUCAGCAGAUUUAGGUAUAAUAGGUACAAUAUGCAUUCUGAUAGAGGUUGGAUGUAUGCAAGACUAAAAGAUGGUCUACUAAAUCCUUUAUUCCUUGAAGGAUUAAAUGAAUUCAUAUCAGCUGCCAAACAGUUUCCAGACUGUUUGAAUGGAGAACUUAUUAGGUGUCCAUGUAAUCGAUUUAAGUGCCAAAAUCGCAGUUUUGAAGAUGAGAGUACAGUUAGGUUUCAUCUAAUGAAAUAUGGGUUUGUUAGGGACUAUUAUGUAUGGUAUUUGCAUGGAGAAAUGCAAACCUACAAUGAGGUCCACGGGAGAAGUAAUGAUUCGACUUACAACACUUGCAAUGUGGAAUAUCAACAUACUGAGUUCUCUAAUGCUUAUGAACAACUAGUUGUAGAUGCAGCAGGACCGAGUUUCUCCCCAUCAAUUAGUAAUGAGCCUCCAAAUCAAUCUACUCAGAGAUUGUAUGACAUGUUGGCCGCUGUUAAUCAGGAAUUGUGGCCAGGUUGUGAAAAUCAUUCACAACUGUCACCUGUGGCAAGGAUAUUGAAUAUCAAAUCUGAACAUCAUUUGUCCGAACGUUGUUUUGACAAUAUUUGCCAAUUCAUCAAAGAGAUUUUACCUACUGAUAAUUUGUUUACUGAUAAUUUCUACUCUACAAAGAAAUUGCUUGAAGGCUUGGGAUUACCAAUUCAGAAGAUUCAUACUUGCUUAAAUGGUUGUAUGAUUUAUUGGGGUGAGGAUAAUGAAUUGCUCAGGUACAAGGUGUGUGAUCAUCCGAGGUACAAACGAUUGCAAGUUAGCCAGAGCUCUAGUAAAACCCAAGUUGCUUAUAGUAAAAUGUAUUACAUGCCAAUCACACCUAGACUACAAAGGUUGUAUGCAUCUAAUGCUACAGCUAAGGAUAUGACUUGGCAUGCCAAUCAUGGGACUAAUGAUGAUUUAAUGCAUCAUCCAGCUGAUUCGCAUGCAUGGAAAGCUUUUGAUAAUAAUUGGCCUCAUUUCAGUGCUGAGAAACGUAAUGUCCGUCUUGGACUGUGUACCGAUGGUUUUCAACCCUUUGGACAAUCUGGGCCUAGAAAUCCAAAAGAUAAGUUGGAUGUGUAUUUGCAACCCCUAGUAACUGAGUUGAAAGAUUUAUGGGAGAAUGGAGUUGAAACAUAUGAUGCAUUCAAUAAAGAAAAUUUCAACUUGCGAGCUGCUUUAAUGUGGACUAUAAGUGAUUUUCCUGCUUAUGCAAUGUUAUCUGGAUGGAGCACUGCAGGACGGACUGCUUGUCCUUAUUGCAUGGAAGAUAGUGAUGCAUUCACAUUGACAAGAGAAGGUAAGCAAUCAUGGUUUGAUAAUCAUCGCAAAUUUUUACCUCCUAGCCAUUCUUUUAGAAGAAACAAAACAGCUUUUAGGAAGAAUGUAUCUGUUACUAAGAAAGUUAAACCACCUAUUUCCGGUGAAGAAAUACUGAAACAGAUUAAUGAAUUGGGGUUUAAGAGGGUUAUAGAUGAGGAUGCAUUUGAAAUAAAUUCUCGUCUAUCAAAGCAAUGCGGUUGGCGAAAAAGAAGCAUCUUGUGGGAUUUACCGUAUUGGAAAAGUAAUUUGAUUCGACACAAUCUUGAUGUAAUGCACAUUGAGAAAAAUUUUUUUGAAAAUAUAAUCAACACUGUAAUGAGUGUUGAGGGAAAGACAAAGGAUAAUGCCAAGUCAAGGGCAGACCUAAAUGUGAUCUGUGAUCGGCCAGAGUUGGAAAUGGAUCAAGUCACUGGGAGAUAUCCCAAAGCUUGUUAUACUCUAGAUAAGCAAAGUAAGCAAGUAUUAUGUGAUUGGUUGAAAAAUCUCAAGUUUCCCGAUGGAUAUGUUUCCAAUAUGGGACGAUGUAUUGAUAUGAAGAAGCUGAAGAUGUUUGGUAUGAAGAGUCAUGAUUGUCAUGUCUUCAUGCAGCGGAUUAUGCCAAUUGCAUUUCGUGAGUUGCUUCUGUCAAAUGUGUGGCAGCCCUUAACAGAGUUGAGUAAUUUUUUUAAGGAGUUAACAUCUACCACUAUAAGUGAGAGUGAUAUGUUGCGGUUGCAUGGUGAAAUUCCUUUAAUCAUAUGCAAGCUUGAGCGUGUUUUCCCUCCAAGCUUCUUUGAUUGUAUGGAACACCUCCCUGUCCAUCUAGCGUAUGAAGCAUGGCUGGCAGGUCCAGUGCAAUAUCGAUGGAUGUAUCCUUUUGAACGAUAUCUGCGACGGCUUAAGAAUAAUGUCAGAAAUAAAGCUAGAGUCGAGGGAUCAAUAUGUAAUGCGUACCUAGUAGAAGAAGUAACUUCAUUUUGUGCACAUUACUUUGAAUCGUAUGUCCAAACUAGACAUCGAAAAGUGCCAAGGAAUGUUGAUAUUUCAGAAAGUACUGAAAAUUAUGAAGGCAAUCUAUCAAUCUUUAUGCAGUCCGGUCGACCAAUAGAAAAAGGGACAACCAGAUAUCUUAUGGAGGAUGAGUAUAAAGCAGCACAAGUCAUUUACAUCGAUCAAUUGCGCUCAAAUGAUCCGUUGGUCAAUGAUUCUCAGAUUGACGUCAAAUUGGAGAGUGAAUUCUCUAUAUGGUUCAACAAUUUUGCUCAUGAUUCGUGCAAUAACAUAUCCAAUAAGUUUAUCAUAUCGCUUGCAAUGGGUCCAUUACGAAGUGUGACAUCAUACAAUGGAUAUAUGGUGAAUGGAUAUAAGUUUCAAUCGAAGUCAUACUGUGCAAGUAGAGCAACAAUGAACAGUGGGGUGUGUAUUAAGGGGUCAAAUUACAGCAGCGAAGAAAGCGAUUACUAUGGACAAUUGCUUGAAGUUAUACGUUUGGAGUAUCCAGGUCUUCCAAUCAAGCGAGUUGCACAAAGAUCCAUAGUAAAUAUAAACUUGUCGAUGUGA